AAAUAAUUUGAGCAGCCAUGAGUUAUGUAGUGAUCUGAUAAAGUAAAGAUUUAUGUAAUGUAAUGGUGGACGCAGCUGUCAUAAAAAAGACACAAGACUCGCUUGGAAAAGUUAUUAAAAAGCCCCCUCUUACAGAAAAGUUAUUAUCAAAACCCCCCUUCAGAUACCUUCAUGAUAUUAUUUCAGAGGUAACGAAAAGUACCGGUUUUCUUGAAGGACUAUUUGAGGACAAUGAAAAAGUUGCCGCCAAUGUCAAAGAUAAAGAGUCCAAGAUACAGUACUUACAAAAAGCAAUAGAUGCCGUAGGUUUGGUGUUAGGAUCUCAACUCGGAGUUCGUCCGUCUAAAAUAAUUGCUGGACAAGAACCGGAGAAAACCAACGAAUUUCUGCAAUACUUGGGCAGAUGUGCAGCUAAAGGGGCUGAUAACGAGGUUGUGAAACGCGUGAAAAAAGGAGAAAAACCGGGGAAGAAAUCAAAAUCAGGAGAAGACGGCAAUAGGAGCAAGGAAAGGAGGUCUUCUAAAGAAGGAGGUGAAAGAAAGUCCAAAGCGGGUAAAGAACGUGAUACCUCAAAAUCGAAAGAGCGUGUUGGUUCUAAAGAGAGAUCGAAGGAACGUGUGAGUGGAUCUUCAAAAGAACGUGGUUCCAAAGAACGUCCAGAGAGAGGAAGAAGAGAACGAUCGAAAGAUGAUAAAAAGGGGAAAGCUAAAUCUUCUGAACAGGUGGCAGAGAAAAAGGAUUCCUCAGAGGAGAGAAGAAAAGAAAAAGGACGGCGAGAAGAAGAGCGCGCUAAAGAAAAAGAAGAAAGGAGACGGAGAAAGGAAGCUGAGGAGGAGGAGAAGAGACGGCAGCAAGAAGCUGCUGCAGCUGCUGCAGCUUCACAAGCUGAACCUGAUGGAGAAGAACCAUCUACUGCAGCGCCACAACACCAGGAAGCUCCUGAAGGAGACGAAGAGGCGCCGCUUACAAAUGGUUUCCACGAAGACGAUGCUCCUGUACGCAUUCCACGACCCUCUUCUGCAAAAGGUGCUCGCAGACGACCUGAACCACCCUCCGCAGACCCAGGGGGAGAUGUGAAGCGGUCGUACGCUGAGGCAGUGACAGGUGCAACUACAGGGGAGCCCGCUAUUCCAAUCGUGGCAGGUAAGCGGAGAGAAAGGCCCACCAGUGCCCGCCCAGCCCCACCCAGGAUCAAGAAACGAGACGAUGACUCGACUGAGGACAUAGCUGUCAGGGAGGGAUCAGGGAGGCCCCCAGCUGGAAUUAUAGUGGACACCAAAGCAAGCAACGAAGAAGACGAUGACGAGAUGUUCGUUAACGAGGAGCCCGAGGAGACGGCCGCCAUCAAACAACCCAUCAUCAUGGGGGGUAGUGGUGGUUCUGGAGGUCAACACGGCGGUCUUGUUCAGAAGAUUAUAGACUCUCAGAAACAGUAUUCUGCAACUGACAAACAGGAAGAGAAAGCGCCCAUUAUGAAUCAAGCUGCCAGGCAAAAAGAGCGGGCUAUGACAAAGAAAGAGAUUGAUCAGCUGAGAAUUGGAAUCCAGACUCUAGCCAGUAGCGCAGCUCCCCUCGGUAAAGUACUGGAUUAUCUGCAAGAAGAUCUGGACAGUAUGCAGAAAGAACUCGAAAAUUGGCGGUCUGAGAACAAGUACCAUGAAACGGCUAUCAAAGCUGAAGAGAGUCACAUGGAGAAAACGUUGGAGCCUCUCAAAGAUCAGCUAGAGGAUACUGAACAGCAGAUAAUCGACAUGAUCAACAAGAUCAACACGAUGAAGUGCAACAUUCACAACAACGACCAAAAGAUAGGCCAGAUGUUAUCGACGAUGAGCUUCAGUGCUUCAUGAUACUAUCUAACCUUCAACAGUAAGAUUGUCUUGCUUCUAGCUCAGUCAGAUGAACCAGAUUGCAACUACCCGGGUCUAAGUCCGGGGUCAGUGUAAUUGUACUGCCGGCAGUACAGACAGCAGUUUACUCGUGUAUUUGUGUCAUUGUUUAUAUCAAAUUGGACCGAGCUACCCUAAGAUUUAGCAGAUUUGUUGUUUUGUUGCUUUUAUGUCGGCCAGAAUCUGAUAACUAAAUACUUCAGAGUUAAUUUCCCUUACUAUUAUGGUUUUGAGAAAACUUUUGCUCGACUGACUGGAGAACACCAAGCUGCAACCAGUUUAGAUUGUUUGGUAUUGUUUUAAACAUGUCCCUUUGGAAUGUACUUUUUUGUGAUUUAUAUAAAAGAGGGUAAUAAAUUGUACAAAUUUUACAUUCCUUAAAAUAGAUAAAAUUUCAUACAAA
Bolinopsis microptera is the source of this 2289-nucleotide messenger RNA. RefSeq names its product TRAF3-interacting protein 1-like. The transcript is spliced from 15 exons. The coding region runs from base 63 to 1847 and encodes 594 amino acids. Gene Ontology annotation, cellular component: centrosome; ciliary basal body; axoneme. The record is from RefSeq and is a predicted model, not a curated record. NCBI's taxonomy places the organism in Eukaryota, Metazoa, Ctenophora, Tentaculata, Lobata, Bolinopsidae. Gene Ontology annotation, biological process: cilium assembly; intraciliary transport; regulation of microtubule cytoskeleton organization. Gene Ontology annotation, molecular function: microtubule binding.